GGUUAUCGAUAAGGUCUUCUGAGGUCUUCUUAUCUGGUAUUUCUGACGUUUGGUGGUAAAGUCUCACUAGCAAUCAUGGCACAAGGUAUCGUCUGCUUGUCCCUGGUAAUCCUGGGCUGUUGCUAUUUACUGUCCUCCCAUCUCAUCCAAAACCCUUUCACAUCCGAACAACUUGCAGUUCUCGCUAACGCCAACUUUAGGGAUCUUCCCUUUCGAUUACAGGUUGCCCUCAGAAGAAGACCUAAAACAGGAGACAAUUCACAUUUUUGCUGCUCCACCGAUACAAGUACUCCCAUUGGUUACAAAACAGUUUCCAAGGUUGUCAGCGAAAUCAUCAAAGUAGGAAAAGUUGUCCAGGUUGGAGAAAAUUCUUGUGGAUUUUUAAACACCGGAAAAUGUCAUCAAAACGAGCUGCGAUAUGAAGAGAAGGUGAUCACCCAUCUGACGUACGAGGAGAUGCCCUUGAUUCAGCAGUGUCCUUCUUCCAACAUCGUCUGCUGUAACCACUACGUAAACAUUACCGGAAACUGCAUGUGUAUGUGUCUUACGCGGAUCAAUUGCAGUGUCUCUUUGUUGUUUUACAUCCCAUUCAGGAUUUCUUUACUCAAAUAGACAUGUGACCAGGCUCCCUGACCAUACGUUGAGAGUAUAUUUAAGUCGAAUUACUCAUGAAUUAGUGAUAUUUAUCAGUCAAUGAAAUUCAUUUUGAGAUAUUUUCAAUUUGAUUCCAAAUGACAAUAAGGAUUUCGUGUGAUUUUAACACGCCAAGUGACUAUAACAAACUCUUAUUUUCAACUCAAGUCUACUCUCAGUUUAUUGUCAUGGGGCCUGCAUUAGGCGGAUGAACACAGAGUUUGACCAUGUGCUCAUGACCAUUAUAGUGAGGGUUCUUUGUAUGACGCUCAGGGUCAUUCUGUUUGAGUCCUUUGUGUGACGCUAAGGGCCAUUGUAUUGAGAGUUCUUUGUGUAACACUCAAGGCUAUUGUAGUGAGGCUUCUUUGUGUGACGCUCAGGGCCAUUAUAAUGAGGGUUAUUUGUGUGACGCUCAGGGCCAUUGUAUUGAGGGUUCUUUGUGUGACGCUCAGGGCCAUUAUAGUGAGAAUUCUUUGUGUGACGCUCAGGGCCAUUAUAGUGAGGGUUCUUUGUGUGACGCUAAGGGCCAUUGUAUUGAGACUUCUUUGUGUAACACUCAGGGCUAUUGUAGUGAGGGUUGUUUGUGUGACGCUCAGGGCCAUUAUAAUGAGGGUUGUUUGUGUGACGCUCAGGGCCAUUGUAUUGAGGGUUCUUCGUGUGACGCUCAGGGCCAUUGUAUUGAGGGUUCUUCGUGUGACGCUCAGGACCAUUGUAUUGAGGGUUCUUCGUGUGACGCUCAGGACCAUUGUAUUGAGGGUUCUUCGUGUGACGCUCAGGACCAUUGUAUUGAGGGUUCUUUGUGUGACGCUCAGGGCCAUUGUAGUGAAGGUUCUUUGUGUGACGCUCAGGGCCAUUGUAGUGAAGGUUCUUUGGGUGACGCUCAGGGCCAUUGUAGUGAAGGUUCUUUGGGUGACGCUCAGGGCCAUUAUAGUGAAGGUUCUUUGGGUGACGCUCAGGGCCAUUGUAGUGAAGGUUCUUUGUGAGACGCUCAGGGCCAUUGUAUUGAGGGUUCUUUGUAUGACGCUCAGGACCAUUGUAGUGAGGGUUCUUUGUGUGACGCUCAGGACCAUUGUAGUGAGGGUUCUUUGUGUGACGCUCAGGGCCAUUGUAGUGAGGGUUCUUUGUGUGACGCUCAGGGCCAUUGUAGUGAGGGUUCUUUGUGUGACGCUCAGGGCCAUUGUAGUGAGGGUUCUUUAUCCUGCCAACGGUGACACGGGACCCAUAUGUGUUAUCUCACGCCCACAAAACCCAUGACUUUCACUUCCGGUCGACAGGGGAUGCUUACUCCUCUUAGGCACCCGAUCCCACCUCUGGUGUGUCCAGGGGUCCAUGUUUGCCCAACUAUCUAUUUUGUAUUCCUUAUAGGAGUUAUGAGAUUGAUCACUGUUCGUUAUCUUCACCAUUCUUACACCGGGUGUUUGGCGAAGGUACUUGUAGUCGCUGCCUAUGUUAAACGUCUUAGGCUUGAUUUGGUAAAUUGCAUGCAUUGUUGAUGGAUAAAGACAUUUUAUCUAAAUACGUUUUGUGGGACAUUCUUUGGGAAGCUUUUUUGUGAAAAUUUACACAAAAUCUUUCGAGCAAAGGAUCAGUUAACCACAGGCAUCAUAGAAGUACGUAAUUAAGUCAAUGUACUGAGACAUGUCGUAAACUUUAGAGAACAAUGGAAUCAAAUGAGUUUAUGUUACUUACAUUCAAUGCGCUAAUUGAUGGUUUAUCUUUUUUGUAGUAAUUGCUGAAGCGUCCGCCUAUAAGCAGGACUUGAUUGAUCUUAUGCAAGCGGGACUUCUUGGUUAAAUAUAUAUCUGUAAUAAAUGUGGUAAAAAAAAAACAACCUUCAGUCUAUUCGUAAUACUUGCAUAGAUAUUCCUGUAUUUCAACGUCUGUAUGUCAGACGUCGAAGUCUGAAAGGUAUGCACUUUAUGAAGACAUUGACUUAAGUUUGUUUUAUGUAUGCAGUUGGUAAGGACAUUGGACUUUGUUUAAUGAACUGCAUGAAGUAGCUACUUUCUGAAGACAUUGAUCAUGUUUUGAGUUGAUAUUUUAUGAAGACAUUGACUUUGUUUUAAGUUUGUACUUGAUGACUUUAUUAAAACAUGUACUCGAAUGUCUAAAUUUAGAUUAACAAAAACUUGUACGAUAUGAAAAUUUUCAUGAACUCGCUUUUUUCAAUUCACCUUAAGGAUUGCUUUGUGAUAUUGAAAUAAUUCUGUAAUGAAUGCAUUUUUUCUCUAUAAUCAAAACUACUACAGAAAGACACUCCAGCAUAUGAAUUCUGAUAAGAUUAUACCAAUAAUAAUGCACAUUUUCCCGCUUUAAAAUUACCACAAAAUGUGAAAGACUCUCUCAGAAAAUUUUAAUAUCAUUAGUCAGGACAAUAAUACAGAAAAAUAUUCUACUUUAAUAUUUCCAAAUCAAAUACAGCUGAUCUGCAAAGGUCAGUUGUGUCACAGUCUGUAUAAUGGAGUGAAAUAGGGUACACAAAUAUUCAGUUUAUUCAACUGGCAGUAAUAAUACUUUUAAAUGAAGAUACCUUGGGUGCUACUGGUUUUUAAGGUUAUGCGUGAUAUACAUAUUUAGCUCACAACAAUGACAAUUCCCACAUUUCAUGUUUACAAGAUACGUUUCCGCCCAAGUCUUAUUAACCUUUCGGGAAUGGUACUGGGCAUAUGUAACUUACAAUGUAGUUCUUAUGGGGUCUAGACGUUCUAUGUAAAAAAUUCAAAGUUGCUGAAAGAGAGAUUUAGAUAUUAUUUGUGUAUAAGAAUUUAGUUACAUUUAUUAUUUAAUCUUUAUUUCAGAUUGCAGGUAUCAAUCCUUGUAUAAAGAACAAUACUUACAACUUGAAAAUGUCAAGAUAUGUAUCGUUCGUUUUGUAUUAUUUCGAAUUGACUUCUUUUAAUGAAAUAGAAAUGAGAAUCAGAAGCAUUGAAACUUC
Ostrea edulis (European flat oyster) is the source of this 3568-nucleotide messenger RNA. RefSeq lists its product as uncharacterized. The transcript is spliced from 3 exons. NCBI's taxonomy places the organism in Eukaryota, Metazoa, Mollusca, Bivalvia, Ostreida, Ostreidae. The coding region runs from base 76 to 612 and encodes 178 amino acids. The record is from RefSeq and is a predicted model, not a curated record.